Messenger RNA from Phodopus roborovskii (desert hamster), 1949 nucleotides. RefSeq names its product TRAF3 interacting protein 3 (gene Traf3ip3). The record is from RefSeq and is a predicted model, not a curated record. The transcript is spliced from 15 exons. The coding region runs from base 241 to 1785 and encodes 514 amino acids. NCBI's taxonomy places the organism in Eukaryota, Metazoa, Chordata, Mammalia, Rodentia, Cricetidae.
GUGAGCACUGUAGCUUGUCUGCUUCCUGUUUCAUCAGGCUGCUGUGCAAAAAAGAAUGUGGGCACAGAGGAGACUGGCGAGGGGGCUCAGAACAUCUGAUUGACCCCUUCCCUGGCCAUCUGAGACCAGAGAGACCUGGAAAGGACUAACAGCUCUCCUGAGACAGGAUCUGGGACCCAAGAUCCAGGCAGCUGUUCGGGGAACAAGAAGCCAAGCACAACAGGUGCUCAGGAGGCCACCAUGAUCAACUCGGACCCCAAGGCCUCCCCUGGCUUGGCUCGGUGGGCCGAGAGCUAUGAAGCCAAGUGUGAACGACGUCAGGAGAGCCGAGAAAGCCGCCGCUGCCGCCACAAUGAGACCACUUGCCGCCAGCCAGGGAAGGCGCUGGGGAACCAGCACAAGGAGCAGCUUCAGAGAGCUCGGCAGCUCCAGUUCCUCAGAAGGAGGAACCUGGAAGACGAGAAGAGAGGCCAGGCCAGGGAGCAAGGGCCCUCCCACAAGACAAAAGGAGGGACAGGCCAGGUGACGGUCCUCAAGGAGUCCUUGCCUGGUGCCAACAAGACCUCUUUCCCUGGACAGCAGGCAACAGGGACCAGCUCUGCUGUUUUCCCGACCCUGCAUCUCUCCCCAUCAAGCAUCCAGGGAGACUCAGAUGGCCUCCAUCCCUCACACGUGACAGCCUUUCCACCACCAAGGGACUAUGCCAUCAAGAAGCCACACAGACAGCACCGGGGUACUCAGACCAAGGCAGAAGAGACACAGCCAACAGUAAAGAAUGAUGCCAGCCAGCAAACCAACUGUGGAGUUGCUGUCCUAGACAAGGACAUCAUCCAGCUCUCCGAGUACCUCAAAGAAGCCCUACAAAGAGAGCUCAUCCUCAAGCAGAAAAUGUUGAUUCUCCAGGACAUGCUGCCUGCCCUAACCCGGGCCUCUGACAGCUUUUGGAAGGGGCAGCUUAACGAAGACAGAUUGAAGGGCAAACUAAGGUCCCUAGAAAACCAGCUCUACACCUGCAUGCAGAAAUACACUCCCUGGGGAAUGAAGAAGGUGCUGCUGGAGAUGGAAGACCAGAGGAGCAAUUAUGAGCAGAAGGCUAAGGAGUCACUGCAGAAAGUGCUGGAGGAGAAAAUAAGCGCCGAGCAGCAACUGCAGAGUGUGCAGCUGUCCCUGGCUUUGGCAGAGCAUAAGUGUGAAGAGUGGAAGAGUCAGUACGAGGCUCUUAAAGAGGACUGGAGGACCCUAGGGGACCAGCAUAGGGAGCUAGAGAGCCAACUGCAUGUGCUUCAGUCCAAACUACAGGGAGCAGACAGCAGAGACACACAAAUGAACCAGGCCCUGCGGCUUUUAGAAAGUGAGCAGCGGGAGCUGCAAGCCAAAAUUGAGUGCCUGCAAGGGGACAGAGAGCAGCAGAGCUCUGACACUCAGGACCUACAAGAUCAACUGAAGAGGUCGGAGGAGGAGAAACAGGUCCUGGUGAGCAGAAUACAACAGCUGCAGGGUCUGCUUCAGAAACAGUCCUUACACCAUCAAGAAUGGGAGAAACUCUUAAAGAAAGAUCAGGCUUUACCUGUGUGGAAUCCAAAGUUCUCCCUUGAUGAAGCAAAGCCUGAAAGCACAGGGGAGGAGAAAGACUGGGAGCUCAGAGACCAGCUACAAAAGGAGACAUCUCAGCUCCAGGCCGAGGAAAAGGAGCGGCAAUGUGGCCAUUGGCUCCCGGUGCUGAUGGUGGUGAUUGCUACAGCACUAGCAGUGUUCCUGGCAAACAAAGACAACUUGGUGAUCUGAAUAACUUCUGGCAUCUGUUUGUCUGGGUAAAAUUCAGAAGCAAAUAAUUCCAUGGAAAAACUUGAGUUUUGGACUUUACAACUUAAGUUUUCCCUCCAAGUGAAUCUAGAUUUCUAGUUUUAUAUAUAUUUUAACCAUGCUUGUAAAUAAACUUUAUCUUACAA